Tetrapisispora phaffii CBS 4417 is the source of this 1638-nucleotide messenger RNA. RefSeq names its product cyclin CLN3 (gene CLN3). Gene Ontology annotation, cellular component: cyclin-dependent protein kinase holoenzyme complex; centrosome; cytoplasm. Gene Ontology annotation, molecular function: cyclin-dependent protein serine/threonine kinase regulator activity. Lineage: Eukaryota; Fungi; Ascomycota; Saccharomycetes; Saccharomycetales; Saccharomycetaceae. The coding region runs from base 1 to 1638 and encodes 545 amino acids. The transcript has a single exon. Gene Ontology annotation, biological process: regulation of cyclin-dependent protein serine/threonine kinase activity; mitotic cell cycle phase transition. The record is from RefSeq and is a predicted model, not a curated record.
AUGUCUCAUACCAUAUCAAAUAAAAAUGAUAGGAUGCUCAAUACUUCACAACGUGGUAUAUCUCAUUUGGCAUAUUUCUCGCAUGUUAGAAGAAAUGUGACUAAGGUAAAGUCACAAAAUCCAAAUUUAUUAAAAAGAGAAUAUGAGAAUCAUACUCAAUCCGUUAUGGAAUAUAGUGGUUCUUUAUUGAAUCAUUUAAUUCAAGUGGAAGAAAACCAGACUGGUGUCCGUCCAAAUUUGGCAAGUUUCAAUGCCCAACCUCAGAUCAACGAAAAAAUGAGAAUCUUAAUCGUUGAUUUCUUAAUGUGCUGCCAUGUUAGAUUAAAAUUGUGUUCAUCCACUUUGUUCUUAGCAUUGGAUAUCUUAAAUAGAUAUUCAUCUAAGUUCAUAUUGAAAUGCAACGAUUAUCAAUUGAUCGCUUUAACCGCUUUAUGGUUAAGUUCUAAAUAUUGGGAUUCAAAAAAUAGAAUUCCAAAUUUAAACGUCUUAACCAGUUUAUGUUGCAAUCAAUAUACGGCUACUCAAUUUAAGGAAAUUGAAUGGCACUUAUUAAGCUGCUUGGAUUGGUCAAUUUUGAACAACCCAACUCCUGAUUACUUCAUUGAUUUAUUAUUGUUGUUAAAGAAUAAUAAAAAUUAUUCACCACUUGCAUUACAACAUGGUAUUACCAAUAUCGAUGAAAUCAGAGCAGGUGCGUUACUAUUAUCUGAAUUGGCUGCUUUCGACAUGAAAUUAUCAUACAAAUACAAUUCUUCCGCUAUUGCUCUCGCUGCCAUUACUGUCAGUGCAUUAGCUUUGAAGUUUUACGAUACUAACAAUUGGGAAAAUUAUCGUUUGGAAACUUCAGAUUCAAAUUUGAUUAAAAUUUGCGAUGAGAUUUUGAAAUUGGCUAUUAAUAACGAAUCGAUUCCAUCAAGUUUCCAGUUCAAAUAUUUGAGCGAUUCUGCAUCUCCUUCUAACAUUGUUAGCAAAAAGCUAAUGGAAUCAUUUUCGAAUUAUCAUGUUGAAUUACAAAUGAGUGAAUUAUAUAAUUCAAAAGAAUUUCAGAUUUUAACAAAUUCUCAAAUUGAUAACAUUGCCAAUUAUGAUGACUUUAACCAAAUCAAUGAAUACCAGUCAAAUAUGCAUAAAUAUAAUGACAUCGCAGAUGUUAAUCAAAUUAAUAAUAAUCAGUUUUAUUUUUCAGAUGAUAACGAAGAAAAUGAAAAAACAAAUACAUCAAAUAAUUCUACAAACAUAUCAAAUAAUUUUGCAUCUUCCCCAGAUAUCUUCUUAUCAUCGAAUAAUGAUGCUGUAAAUGGAACUGACAAAGAUUUUCUAGCAAAUUCAUUAUUUCAGCCAUUCUUCCUUUUACCAUUAACUCCAACUACACCAACGUUGUUCCAAGUUGAUGGUAAAUCACAAUUUCCUCCAAAUAUUGAUAUAUCAAGGAGACCAACCAUCAGCAAACCUGCUCUUGCAAAUACCAAUAGUAGAUAUACACGCAAGAAAUCAACCCCAACUGGAUUUCCAUCUAGCAGUACUGGUACUGCAAAAAAUCGUCCAUUUCUUAAGACUCAUUACAAAAGAUCAUCUUCCACUAUGGAUAUUGAUUUUUUUUCAUCAGAAAUGGAUCUUAAAAAAACUCAUAGUAGAUAA